Messenger RNA from Manduca sexta (tobacco hornworm), 3511 nucleotides. Its product is annotated as sodium channel protein Nach. Lineage: Eukaryota; Metazoa; Arthropoda; Insecta; Lepidoptera; Sphingidae. The transcript has 10 exons. Gene Ontology annotation, cellular component: membrane. The record is from RefSeq and is a predicted model, not a curated record. Gene Ontology annotation, biological process: sodium ion transmembrane transport. Bases 558 to 1601 code for a protein of 347 amino acids. Gene Ontology annotation, molecular function: ligand-gated sodium channel activity.
AGUUACGAAUUUAAGGCUUGUUUUGCAUCCUUGGAUUCUUUAUUUUCGAAGGAGACAUGGCAUCGAUGGCGAAAAUACUAUAGUUAAUAUAAAAAAGAACCCAUUCUAGCGUCAUCACAGGGCCGCACUAUCUUCUUUCCCUCACUGCUUUACUAAUUUAAUUUAAUUCUAAGGAAAUUUCUAUAUGUAACAUUGGUAUCACCCCUUACAUCUUAAUCACCUUCUUGAUUAAUUGUCAUUUUUAUAUUUUUUUUGUUUUUUUUUUAGAAUGCUUUAUUACUUACAUAAUUCUUUACUUCCAGAUAAACGCCAAUUGCAAAGUGAAUCAAGUGCCAUUCCCGGCUGUAAGCAUCUGUAACUUCAACGUAGUAUCUUUGAAGGAAUCUAAAAACAUAGCCAAGGUGUUAAAACGCUACAAUAUCACCGAACAUAAAAUCCACAAGUUUUUCGAUGCGUUGCCAAAUUUGACAGAUUACACUCAGAGAGUUCAUCAUUUGGAAAAUUUUACGGAAAUAUUAAAUAUACUUAAACACCACUUCUUUACUAUAGAUACCAUUAUGGAAGAGGUUCACCAAAAAUGCGAGAAUCUUCUUCGCCACUGCUCAUUCAACCGGAAACAAAAGAGCUGCGGCGACAUGUUCAGCCUGAUCAAGACAUUGGAGGGAUACUGCUGUACCUUCAACUACGCAGCACUUAAUGAUGCUAGCGAAGUGCCGUUAUUGCCCCCUGAUGAAGAACUCGAGUACUAUUACGACCAGGAUGAAGACUCCCCCACCCCUAGAGGAGGGAUUAUUGCUACAUCCGAGGCUGGGAGCUUGUCAGGCCUUAGUGUUGUUCUCAACGUGGAGCCCGAUGAUUAUCCCAGCUGGUCAUCUAUACCAUACUACGGGGCAAAGAUCCUGAUAAGCGACCCGAACGACUACCCAGAAACGACAGUCUUGUAUCGCUACAUCACCCUGGGCGAGUCCGUGGAUAUCAAGGUGGAGCCCAUGGUCUUCCAAAGCGAGAACGAUGUAAGGAGAGUCGAGCCAGAGAAGAGGACCUGUUGGUUCCAUGAUGAAGUGCUGCUUGGACACACAGACAGAUACAGCUACGAAACAUGUAACACUGAAUGUAGGAUGAGGAAUUAUUUGGAGAUCUGUGGAUGUAUACCGUUUAAGUAUCCGAGAGAGAAAUCAAUUAGAAUAUGUGAAUUCGAGGACCUGAGAUGCUUAAAUAACGUGACAGUAAAUAAGUCGAUAAAGCAGAUGCACUGCCACCCCAUCUGCUACAUGGAGUGUCGAGACAAGAAGUACACCAUCACCAGCGAUUUGGUGCCGUUCCUGCCGGAGAACUACCCUUGGAAUCUAACGAAGGAUUACAACGGCAGCUCACUCUCCGCCCUUCAAGUGUAUUUCGGAAAAUCUAAUUGCAACUGCUACAAACUGGACCUUUUGAUUGACUUUAAUUAUUUCAUAGCAACAUACGGCGGAGUUUUCUCGCUGAGUUUUGGCGGUUCGAUAAUCACGCUGUUCGAACUGGUUUACCUCAUAGUCAUAUUUGUGGUGAAACUUUUGCGAGUUGUUGCUGACGCUGUUUCUCCUAAUAAAAAUAUUCAGUAAACAUCGUAAUUUUAUGCUGCAAAAGGAAUAAAAUUAAGGCUUCUAAAACAUUUAAUUCUUCGUAAAUUAUUUUAUAUUAACAUGUUGUAUUUUCUUAGAUAUAUUUCGCCACUUAGUUACAUCUAACUAUCCUUAUUUAGUACGAGGAAAAGUAUUAUGUACAUUACAUUAGUAGUACAUUGAUAAAGAAAGUGUUAUAGAUAUGAUUUUACGAACCCCAAAAAAGUUCUUAUGAGUCAAAGAGCUUUUAAAGUAAAUGUAAAAAGGUAUAAGUACAUCAUUUAAUCGUUCUCUACGGGUGAUCAAGAUUCAACAAAAUGGAAGAAUUCUGAACAAUUUAAUUGAAAUCAGAUGUCAGAAUCGCGUUUUGUAUUACAUUAAGAUUUCUUAGUAAGAUUCGUGGCUUUCUAAUAUAGCUAGCUAAGUGGAAAACAGUGCCACAAUCAGAUAUUUAUAAUGUGGGGAAACAUGUACCUUAAUGAUACAUUCAUAGGCGAAGACCAUUUUUAGCACAGAUGGUUUGGACUAAUCGGGGGAGGGGUGGGAGGUUUAAUUCUAAUCUUUUUAAAAGUACAUUGGUAUAGAAAAUUUUGGCGUGGAUACCUGACGUUAAUUUUUCAAUCACCCUCUCCGCAGAUAAAUAAAAGUAAAAAUGUUUCCGGCAUUAAAAAAAAUAUAUUACAAUAAAAUUAUUUGGUACACUUAUUUUUCUGAUUACGUACCUGCUCGAAAUUUUGUUCAGUGUUAACAGAAAAGUGUCAUUCGUUCCCACAUCAAAGUUAAUCCCGAAACGGGGUACUGGCACGCCUUGCAAGUGGAUUAAGGUGGGACACAAUCCACUCGUACAUUGUUACUUUUACUUGAUUUAAUCAAAGAAACGUAGAAAGGAUUUCGUUUUAGCUUUGUGCAAAGGAACGUGGGCGGUAUGUGUCCAGUGUUAUAGAUUUCUCUAUAAACUGACAUUCCAUUUUCAUUACCGAAAUCAACGUGUUAGACGCUACAAUAUAUUUGUCUGGAGAGGGAAUGACCCUGCCUGAUGAGGGUAUUAAUGUUAGGAAGAAAUAAGAAAAAGUGACAGCUUGUUUUUGAUACUAUGAUUGUUUAUUGGUAGAGAAUAUUGAUUUCAGGUGUACAACCUAUGCCACAAAAAAGGAGUCAACUCCACACAGACCAGAAAUAAUUCCAUAUUAUUAUUCUACGUGUGCCAUCAAUAGCAUGAUAAUUUGUGUGUAGACUUAAUUUUAUCGUAAACGGACACAUAGAAUUUUAAUCCAGAGGGAUGAUUUUUAUAUGCAAACAGAAUCGUAGAAAAAGCUAGUAAUUAAAUAUGACAGCUGAUUCUACUACGUGUUGCGAGGGCUUUAUCCCAUUCCGUUUUACAAAGCCUCCGGUGCUUUAACAAAAGCUCCGAUUUUAAUGUUACCAAAUGUCAUUUGCAUGUUCCCCCUAAUUACCUACAUUUAACAAUGCGGUGGGAACAGUAAUUAGAUUAUUAAACCUGUUCUAAACUCACGUCUUUAUCCCCAAAGGUCAGGCAGAAGCUCAAAUCAAUCUUCCGUUUAUAUUCCGUCUCAUUGCAGAAUAUUGUGGGCUUAGAUAACGGACUGAAUUGUAGGCUCACGGAAUAUACUGCGUAGGACCUCGACUAAAUGUCUUUUCAUUCACGAAGACGCGCCCGACUACCGUUUAAGCGUGGGUGUCGCAGGAAGGGAACUCAUCCAAGAACUUUCCCCAACGCUUCCCAUUGUAGUGUGCGUGUACGCUUAUGCUGCUCACGCUCACUGUAAGCAAUUACAGAAAGUAAUGAGGCGCGUCUGCGUGGAUGAAAUGAUGUAUAUAUGCAGUCAUUUGUAUAUUUUAGAAAAUGACUAUUCUCUUUAUAAGAACAUUCUUAAAAGCAUCAUGUGUAU